Amblyraja radiata (thorny skate) is the source of this 3436-nucleotide messenger RNA. It is a transcript of the gene pcgf3, whose product is annotated as polycomb group ring finger 3. The record is from RefSeq and is a predicted model, not a curated record. Bases 225 to 953 code for a protein of 242 amino acids. The transcript has 9 exons. NCBI's taxonomy places the organism in Eukaryota, Metazoa, Chordata, Chondrichthyes, Rajiformes, Rajidae.
UAAUGUAUUAUUUUGUAUUAAUUUAACUCUGACCUUUCCUCAGCAGAAUCUUUGGUCAGUGCUUACUGAGCUGCACUGGUUAUAUUGUACCUUGAUGUGACACAACCUGCUUGUCUUCCCUUGCCCAGGUGUUUCACGCCACUGCUCAAUCAUUGAGAUCUAUCCCGGCCUCAUCACAUGACUAUACUGCAGUGCUCCGCGUCAGAGCAGCGCAGGGUUCAAAGAUGCUGACUAGGAAGAUAAAGCUUUGGGACAUUAAUGCUCACAUCACGUGUCGACUUUGCAAUGGAUAUUUGAUUGAUGCCACCACAGUCACAGAGUGCCUACAUACCUUUUGUAGGAGCUGCCUUGUGAAAUACCUGGAGGAGAACAACACAUGUCCAACCUGCAGGAUCGUCAUUCACCAGAGUCACCCACUGCAGUACAUAGGACACGACCGUACAAUGCAAGAUAUUGUCUACAAACUGGUGCCUGGGCUCCAAGAAGCGGAGUUAAAGAAACAAAAAGACUUUUAUCAGAAACUUGGCCUUGAAAUGCCCGGAGAGGUGAAAGGUGAGACGUGCACAGCUAAACAACUGUUCGAUUCACUCCAUGAUGGUGAAACAAAGCCGGAAGAUGAUUCAAAUAAACAGAAGAUGGAGGACAAACCAGAGGAAGAACACGACUACCACAGAAACGAUGAACAGGUAAGCAUCUGUCUGGAGUGCAACAGCAGUAAGUUACGAGGCUUGAAGAGGAAGUGGAUCCGCUGUUCCGCUCAGGCCACCGUUCUGCACCUGAAGAAAUUUAUUGCCAAAAAACUCAACUUAACAUCAUUUAAUGAGCUGGAUAUUCUAUGCAAUGAAGAAAUACUUGGAAAGGAUCACACUUUGAAGUUUGUUGUUGUCACUCGAUGGAGAUUUAAGAAAUCGCCACUCCUGCUACACUACAGGCCUAAAAUGGACCUGCUAUGACAUGAAGUUUUAUUGCCAGCAGAACUUCAUAAGGUGCAACUGUUGCAGAGACUAUCACCCAGCACUCAAACAAUGCAUCAGUGGAUCUAGCAUGUGGCAGCCACACACCAGCAAACGCACAUACCAGAUCAGAGGUACUGUUCAACUGGGACUGACUCAACAAAAGCCUGCUUCCGUGCUCUCUCCUACAUUGUGUGGAAUCGCUCAUGUUUAAGUGGGUUUACAGUCAUAAUAUUAUUAUGAAAGGAUCAAAUGAAAUUGCACCAAGACACUUUUUAUACCUGGUUUCUAAAGAAAAAUGCAGUGUCAUGAAUUUGAUGUGUUAGGCGGCUUUGUUGUUGUGGGCACAAGAUAUCUUUUAUAGUUUACAUUUUGCUUUAGCAGCUCCGUGAACCUGCGUGUGAUUUGGAAAUGUUUAAUUAUGCCGUUUAUUAAUCUGCGGGUUGCUUUGGCUUUCUUAUUUAAAGGACCUUUGGAAUCAUUUUUAUAGUUCCAGAUCAAAGAUUAUGAAUUGAAGUUGGUAGAUUUUUAAAAAUAUCUUAUCAGAUGAAAUUCCUCUGUUUGCUGUUUGAACAGAUAUUUACCCACAAAUUUUUGACUUUAUAAAAUAUAUACUCCAGGUUUUUCAGCUUCUCGUCAUAUUCUAAUCUGAUCUGUUAACACUUCUUUCAAAAAUAAACCCUUUUGGAUCCGCUGUAGCACAUUCCAACGUUGAAGCUCUCAGCAACCAAGUUUUAAAGACACCCACAAAAAGCGGGAGUAACUCAGUAACUAGUACUCAGUACGCAGCUGGUUUAACUGGAGUAACAGCAGCUGAGUUACUCCAGCUUUUUGUGUCUGUCUUUGGUUUAAACCAGCAUCCAGCAGUUACUCCACACACAACUGAGUUCCAAAGUUGUACAAUACACUACUCACAUUCUGUUUCCUGCCCUUGAAGCCACAGAAUUGCAACAUUGAGUCUGAGCACUGUCGAGAAACAUACUCCAGCAUCUUGUGGAUCAAAGGUAGACACAAAAUGCUGGAGUAACUCAGCCGGUCAGGCAGCAUCUCUCGAGAGAAGGAAUGGGGGAAGUUUUGGGUCGAGACCCUUCUUCAGACUCAUUAUGGGUGACGUUUCGGGUCGAGACCCUUCUUCAGACUGUGGAACAAGCCAGUAGUUUAUAGUCUGAUAUGUCGUCCCAAUCCGACAGAUCCCAUCGGCAAUUUGCUUUUGCAUAUCCCCUGAGCUGAACAAAUAUCAAGUGGUCCAUUUAAAUUGUUCAACCAAGAUCCUAGUAAGUGGAAUUUCUCAGUUCAUGUCUUUGGUGAGAUAGUUAUGAUUAUCAUUGCUUUUAUUGUCUGUUUACAGUAACCAUCUAUCUUCCAUUGGAAUGUCUACAACUCUCCAACUUACCCAGGAGAGGUGCUAUAUGUCUGUUACAUCACAGAAACAUCAACGUUAUUUUGUAAGAAUGGAUGUUCACCUGUGUUAAAGAUGGGGCUGGUAAUCUCCAGUACUUUCAUCACUAUUCCUUACCCUAAUGAUAUUAAAAAUCUUGGAUUGAGAGAGGGGAUAUAUGAAGGCAGAAAUGGGGAUCGAUAUUCAUCCAUAUUGUUCAUGGUACGUUCUGAAGGACUAUAUAUAUAUGGAUAUAUAUAUAUAUAGCAGAUUAUGUGUUUUAGUUCUUGGUAUUUGGUGGUAUUUUUGCACUGUGUACCAGGUUUCUAAGAUAAACAAUCUCUUUUUUCAAAGAUGGUACAGCAUUAGAGUUGUGUAUUAAUAUACCAGGACAGAAUUACGCCUCGACAGUGUUCUUGUAAAUAAUCAAAUGUGUAUAACUGACUUCAAAGAUUUUGAUAGGGAAUGUCUGACCAUUGCAACUGCCUGUAAAGUGACUCAUAAAAUACUAUUUUUGGCAGGGAUCAAUAACAUUUUUAAUCUAGGCAGCAAGAAAGUUAACAAAAUUACAGUCUCUAUGAUUUUUAUGACAGAUUAAAUGAAAUAUCAUUUCAAAGCUGUGUCCAACUUAACUUCUGACGAGUUUUGAUUGAUAUAAAUGAAAAAGCAAUAAGCAAAGUCCAUUUCCUCCACAGAUGCUACAUGACGGGCUGAGUUACUCCAGCACUUUGUGUUUUGCUCAACAUCCUAGUGCAACUUUAACCUUCAGCUGUAGAAACAAGGAACUACAGAUGCUGUUUUACAAAUAAUGCCACAAAGCGCCGGAGUAACUUAGCAGGUCAAGCAACAUCUCUGGAGAACAGGCAUAGGUGACGUUUCGGUCGGGACCCUUCUUCAAACUGAUUGUGGUAGGAGAGGGAAAGAUUCAUGUGCACCUCAUCUCCGGCAUCUCCCACUGUGGUUUCCUGUACAUCAGCGAGACCAUGCCUAGACUUGGUGACCAUUUAGCUGCAUUAUUGCGCUUGGUCCACCAAGGCCUGCUGGAUAUCCCGGUUGCUAACCAUUUUAACUCCCCUUCCUAUUCCCACACUGACCUUGCUGUCCU